AUGAGCCCUGCAACUCCAGUCCCGUUUGACUCCGCCCUGGAAAGUCCUUUUGAAGAAAUGGCCCUAGUGAGGGGUGGCUGGCUGUGGAGACAGAGUUCUAUCCUCCGCCGCUGGAAGCGGAACUGGUUUGCCCUGUGGCUGGACGGGACCCUGGGCUACUAUCAUGACGAAACUGCGCAGGACGAGGAGGACCGUGUGCUCAUCCACUUCAAUGUCCGUGAGGUGAAGAUCGGCCAGGAGUGCCAUGAUGUGCAGCCCCCAGAGGGCCGGAGCCGGGAUGGCCUGCUUACUGUGCACCUGCGUGAGGGCUCCCGCCUACAUCUGUGCGCAGAGACCCGCGAUGAUGCCAUAGCCUGGAAGACAGCACUGCUGGAGACAAACUCCACCCCGGCCCCAGCUGGAGCCACAGGCCCACCCAGGAGACGCCCCAAGCUCAGGUGUGUGACCCGCUCGUGGAACCCCUGUAAGGUUGAGAGGCGGAUCUGGGUGCGUGUCUACAGCCCAUAUCAGGACUACUACGAGGUGGUACCACCCAACGCACACGAGGCCACAUAUGUCCGCAACUACUACGGGCCGCCCUACGCAGGCCCCGGAGUGACGCACGUGAUAGUUCGGGAGGAUCCCUGCUACAGCUCGGGCGCCCCACUGGCCAUGGGCAUGCUCGCUGGGGCAGCCACAGGCGCUGCACUCGGCUCGCUCAUGUGGUCGCCCUGCUGGUUCUAA
Messenger RNA from Chrysochloris asiatica (Cape golden mole), 723 nucleotides. RefSeq names its product pleckstrin homology domain containing, family B (evectins) member 1 (gene PLEKHB1). Gene Ontology annotation, biological process: regulation of cell differentiation. Bases 1 to 723 code for a protein of 240 amino acids. Gene Ontology annotation, cellular component: membrane. The record is from RefSeq and is a predicted model, not a curated record. The transcript has 8 exons. Lineage: Eukaryota; Metazoa; Chordata; Mammalia; Afrosoricida; Chrysochloridae.